Molecule: messenger RNA, 1904 nt
Organism: Cajanus cajan (pigeon pea)
Lineage: Eukaryota; Viridiplantae; Streptophyta; Magnoliopsida; Fabales; Fabaceae
Molecular function (GO): protein binding
Source: RefSeq, a predicted model, not a curated record
CUUCUAAGGAAUCUAAGCUAUAAACACAUUUUAACUUGGUUUUAGAUCCUUCAUCCUUUACUGCUCUUGGCAUUUAAUGUUUCCUGAGACAAAGAGCUGCUACCAAUCUUUCUUCUCAACAGGGAAAUUUAUUACUCUAUUAUUGAUCCUUUUUUCUUGCAUGUCAUAGUUACUACGACCUUGUGAUCAAGCCUAUAUUACUUUGAUAGGUCAUGAGUUUUUCCUCUUAUGCUCCUUGAAACUAUUUACAUUUUUCUGCCUUGAUGCUUAGAAUGGCUAUAAGUUUUUCAUCAUGGAAGUGGCAAUGUUUUCUUUGUUUUGUGUUUCUCAUUUUGUCUUGUCAUUGUAAGGGCCAAGACUCUUCAUUGUCACCAAUGAAGAACAAAGAGAAGGAAGCCAUCUACUCUGUUAUUCAAGGGUUUGUUGGACAAUGGUGGAAUGGUUCAUAUCUUUAUCCAGAUCCUUGUGGGAUGACUCCUAUAGAGGGAGUUUCAUGUGAGCUAUAUGAUGAUGGCUUCUGGCAUGUAACUGCUGUAAACUUUGCACCAAUUUUUGACAACUGUCUCAUGUGCAACCACGAUGCUCAAUUCCCUCAGCAACUAUUCAAACUCAAGCACCUAAAAGUACUCUCACUGUCUGGUUGCUUCCUUUCUCCAAUCCAAAAUCCUGUUAAACUCCCAAUUUCAAACUGGGAGAAGUUCUCACACAGUUUGGAAUCUUUGACACUUAGAUCAAACCCUGGUCUUAUUGGGACCAUUCCAUCAGGAAUUGGAAGCCUUAGGAGGCUUCAAUCUUUGGUACUUCUAGAAAAUGGUCUAACAGGUGAACUACCACUAAGGAUUGGUAAUUUGGUCAAAUUGAGGCAACUAGUCCUUGCAGGAAAUUAUCUGGUGGGUGAGGUUCCAGCCAACUAUGGAAGGCUUUCUAAGCUUUUAAUAUUUGAUGCAAGCAGGAAUAAUCUUUCAGGAGUUUUGCCAUCAACACUAGGACUUUUGGAUUCACUUCUAAAGCUUGAUUUGAGUAGCAACAUGCUUGAGGGAGAGUUGCCAAGGGAGCUUGGAAGGAUAAAGAAUCUUACCUUACUUGAUAUCAGUCAUAACAAACUUAGAGGUGGUUUGGCCAGGACACUCAAAGAACUUGUUUCCUUAAAGCAUUUGGUUCUUUCCAACAACCCUAUAGGGGGUGAUCUCUUAGGAGUUACGUGGCAAAAUUUCCAAAGCAUAGAAGCAUUGGACCUUUGUAACACAAGUUUGGAAGGGAGUGUGCCAGAGUCCAUGUCAAAAAUGAAAAGGCUCAGAUUUUUGGACAUUAGCAACAAUAAUCUCUCUGGAGGUCUCUCUAGAAGUUUGGAAAAACUGCCAUGUCUUAGAGCUCUUCAUGUAAAUGGAAAUAACUUGAGAGGUAGACUUGAGUUCUCAGAGAGGUUUUACAUGAAAAUGGGAAUGCGUUUUGCAGCUUGGAAUAAUGCAAAUCUAUGUUACAUUGCCAAACCAAGGCACCGAAGGCCUUAUGGAAUAAAGCCUUGUGUUCAGAAUAUUACUAUAUCUGAAGGGGUUUCAACAGUUGAAAUAAGUGAGGGGAAUUACAAGGAUUCCUUUGUAGUGGCCUCUUUGGGAGGUUCAGGCUGUGCCUUUUAUGGACUUUGGUGGGUUUUCACUGUAAAUGGAGUUCUUAAUGUUUUCCUGUGGAAUAUGUUGUUUUAGUUCAUUUUAGAGAAAUCCGAUAUCACCACAUCACAUGAAUGUAUUGCCUAGAGAAGUAGCCAUAGUUAACACUUGGAUUCUGACUUUGUCAUCUGUUGCUAAACAAAUUUAUGACUUCUGAAUUCCAUUACAUGCAUUAUGAUGGCACAAAAAAAUGUACAUGCAUGUUUCUCUAAUCACCAUCGGAAGAUGCACGUGUCC